Molecule: messenger RNA, 5590 nt
Organism: Vitrella brassicaformis
Lineage: Eukaryota; Vitrellaceae
Source: the annotation of a GenBank genome assembly
GGCGAAUGAGAGUUGACGAUGAAGGCGGUGGUCCGCUUGACGUCGGCGUCGGAGCCCGGUAUCAGCCAGUGCACAUCAGCGGAUGGCAAGAGUCUCCAUCUGCCGUCCGCUCAUCAGCGGACGGCCAGCGACGUCGACAGGUGAUAGUUGGAUAGAUGAAUGCUCAUGGCCGCGUUCGUGCACGUGUGGCCUUGUUGUUGUUGGUAUGCAGGUAUGACUUUGACCGGAUAUACAAGCCCUCGACGGACCUGGAGGUGCUGUAUCAAGAUGGUGUGGCGUCGCUUCAGCAGUUUGCACACAAAGGGGAGGUGAGCACAUCUUUUCCAUCCAUCCAUCCAUCUGUGCCUUGAUGCCUGUCAGCACAACGCUAUCAUCCUUAUCGGCCCGCCGGGGCAGGACAGGGUGAUGAGAAAAAAGAAAGACGGCACACACAUCCCUCCCUCCGUGCAUCGCAAUGCUUGUCCUCUCCUUGCACAGGGAUGGUUCGUAGAGGGCCAGGAUGGCAGCGAAGGGCCAGGUAAAAAGGCCGUACUGACAUUCCUCUAUCAGCGUUUCAAUUGCAUUCAUUCCUCCUUGUUUCCGUCAAGGUUUGUUCCGUCGGUGCCUGCAAGGCCUCAUAUCCGAAUCGCAAACACAACAGACCGACGCACCACUCACCGUCACACUCACAUGGUCCGCCAGCACACCACAACACACAGCGCAAUGAUGCACGGACACUCCAGAUGCCGCCCUCUCUAUGGUUCUGUCUGUUAGGUGUGGUUUCGUUGGCGAGCGCAUUGUGGACAUUCUGGCGUCUCUCAACACGCAGCGGCCGCAGGGCCGCCUGCAGGUGGUGGAGGAUGCGCAGAGGGGCACGGUGGUGGAGGGCCUAGAGGAAUACCUCGUAGACGACCUGGACGCCAUCAGCGGAGCAUUCGCCAGUAAGCAACGUGGAAUAAGAGGUGCUGCAUACCAUUGCUCGGCAUGUCGUCUGGUGUCAAUAUUCAUUCAACUUAUUGCAGAUGUCCGUGAGGUGAGUGCGCUGGGGCACUGCAGCCAUCACGUGCUGACCAUUCACGUGUACAACCCCUCGGGCACUCGGAGCCAACAUGGGUCGCUGCGGUUCGCAUCUAUAGGAGAGGUCAGUCAGCCAGGCAGGCAGGCAGGCAAAGGGGUUGGCUUCUUGUAGGGUCUUUGCUCACACAGCCAUGCUGUUCUGUCUGUCCUGCAGCAAGGUAGUGGUGCUGAGGAGUUCAGCUCAUGUGAGCUUCCUCCGCCGUAUCUGUAUGAGUCCCAGACGCCCCCAUGGGCGUGUCUGCUGGCUGUCAUCCCCUCCAUCGCCCCCGACCUGCCCAUCCCGCCCAUCCCACUCACACACCCACUCACGAGGCUGCUCACAAAAUGGUCAGCAAAAUCCCACAACACGCGCAAGACUCCAGGGCACAUGAGACUGUCUUCCUGCCUUUCUGCCUGCGCGGCGCCUUCCUCUUCAGUUUCAGCGGCGGUUAUCGGACUCUUCUGAUCGUGUCGGCCCCUGACAGCCUCGCUCAGCUCCCCCGUAGCGCCCCGCUCCUCCGGGCGGGUGCAGCCCUCCGUCUCGCAUACCGAAUGCGAACACACGCCCGCCACCACACCGCCAAGGACCGACGCCCCAAGCCAGCAAAGGAGCAGCCGGCGGUCCACAUGGCUUCGUCGAGCCAGAGCGAGACCGUGCAGCAGACGGACGUGACGUCAUGUCUGUCGACCGCAUCUGAGGACGUCAUGAGUCGAGAUGGCGCCAAGGGGCCGAGGGGGGAGGACGGGAGGGCUAUCGGGGGAAGAGGCGAGGGAGAGGCGUCGACGCAGCCGGCUGUCGUCGGUGGGGCUGAGGAGAUAGCAUCUGGCCAUCGGUUCCUGAGGACGGAGGUGGGGCGUAGAUUUCGCGUGGGGACGAUUGAGACAGUUUCGCCAAAGAAAGAAGACCGCACACGGCCAGAGCAGGAGGGGGAGGAGUGCGACAAAGGCGGCCAGCAACCAUCGGAAGCGGCCAAUCAGACGGCGAGCGACACCCCAGCUCCCGUGCCGCAAUACGUGCUGCCCCCACGGCCGCCAUCUGAGUCAAGAACACGUCUCCCUCUCGGCCCUCCCAUCCCCAAGAGCCCCAGCUCUCCCGCGCAGGGAGACGCCCUGCUGGCCAGUGUGCAUCGGCUGAUCAAGAAGCACGAUGCCGCCUACAGCCCCCACCACCAGAUACCCCUCACGCCACCCGUCAAGAGCAAUGGUGAGGACCAGCCCAUUGGGCCCAAGCCCAGGAGCCGGCUGUCGCUGCCGGUCGCCAGGGGAGUGGAUUUCACUGCACAUGAGGAGCAAGGUGGAAAGGAGACAUGGCCAGUGGUGGACAACGGCGGCCCUGUGAAGCUGCAACAGGGGACCCCUUCCAUCCCACUCACUCCCCCCACCCUGCGCGACGGUCGACGCUUCUCCUCUCCCCCUCUCCCUGACGAGGCGGCCCAUGGUGCCCAGGAGCCACCGAUGUUUGCUCAGCACGGUGCCCUCCUGCCAAGCAUGCCCGCUUUCACCUAUUCUGGUGGUGAUGGCGGGACAGCAGGGGCGUAUGCACGGCUGGUAGAAGCUGCUACUGCAAAGGGGCCCAAGGGGGAUGAGGGCGGGUCGGAGAGGGCGGUAGAGGACGUGCUGCCCAAGGGCGCCCGGCUCCUGCGGGCGGCAUCGGCUGACGGGUAAGUGCUGGCCUCAUCUGUUCAUGUGUCGAUAGCAAUUGUAUCCGUGUCAUUGUUUCAUUGUAUGUGUGUGUCAGUCGUCGGUCUCUGCCCCGCACGUAUGCCGACUUCCAGAGGAGCAGCCCAGUGGCGUCUCAGGCCUCAUCCACACCGCCCAAGGACGCACCAAGAGCACUUCCCAGACCCAAGACAGCUGCCCCACCCAAGUACACCAAAAAGCCUGCCUGCCACGUUCCAUCACCCGAUUGCUCUCCUUUGUCUGCGUGCAGGGCUGUGGUGUCUCCGAAGGUGACGCCCUUCGUGCCUCCUGGGUGGCAUGUGCGGAGCACGGAGGGACGGACAGGGCCGCCAUCGUGGUGACACAGACAGCAAAGGAUAAAAGGUGAUGGCAUUGCGUCCUUGUGUUGGUUUGUGCAGCGCUUCGAGUGUAGUGGAUGAGCUGCCCAAGCGUCGCGCGAGCGUGGGAGGGAACGACGCCGCCAAACGGAGUGCGUCCAUCGGACCUGUGGGCGUAAGGCAAACACAUCACCGUCGCAUCACCGCCGGUACUGCGAUCUUCAUCUGUUUGUGUGUGGCUAUCAGUUGCCGCCGCCCAAGGACACCAAGGCGGAUCUGAAGGCCCAGCUGGCCAAGGCACACAAGGAGUUGAAGGAGUUUCAUACGUACAAGGAGGCCAUGGAGGCCACACUCACAAGAACCAACACACAGGUGACUUCUUCACAGACGCGACGCGACCCUCCACACAUGAUCACUCGUCUGUCUGCCUGCCUGUCUGUCUGUCUGUCUGUCUCCCUCAUAUGCAGCUGAAGGCCACCCGGCAGAGUCUGCAGGCAGUGCAGAAGCAGGUAGGCUGACGAGCGAUGGCAGCUGUCAAAUCAGUUUGCCCCGAACGCAUUCACGUGCCCUGGCCUCUCUGUCAGGUGCAUGAGAAGGGCAUCGCAGUUCGCCGGCUGACCAAGGGCAUCCAGGACAGAGACAAACACAUGGCCGCACUCAAACUGGAGGUCAGGGGAACAAAACCAAUCACGCUCCUUCCCUUGGCCAACGAGGGUCCUUCUGUCUCGUGUGUAUGGGUGCAGUUGGAAGAGAAUCUCGUUCUCCAACAGAAGAUAGAGCGAGCGGUCAGCCGACAGCAGGCACAGAAGCUGCUCACGCCAUGACUUGUAUCCUCUACUCUCUCCCAUGAAGGCCCAAGCUGAGAUAGGGACCCUCCGUCGCGAGAAGGAUGCCCAGAUACGGCAGCUUCGCGAGCACCUGGCAUCCCAGGGCCAAGACGUAGCGGAGAGGGAGGCCGCACUCGAGGUGCCCCGCGCACAAAGGGCAACCAGGAGAGGCACUGUGGCCACCGCCGGUUCUUGUCAUUUUUGUUGGUGCAGGGUGAGCAUGCGUCUCGGCAGGAGAUGGUCGUGUCGAUGACGGUGCAGAUCGACCGACUUCAGAAACAAAACCAACAGCUCAUGGUGAGACGAAUGGAAGAGCCGCCUACAGGAGGGGCAUUGCUGAUCUCUUCAUGCGCCCAUUCUGCCCUGUAGGCCGCUCUCCACAUCCGAGAGCAACAGCUCAAGUAAGCAUACUAGAUGGCCCAUCAGUACAAUGAUGGAAUGCGCAUUUCUGUUACUUCAGUUGGCAGCAGACGAUGUCUCAGUAUCUGCACGACCAGGUACAUGCCCUCAAGACGGGCCAGCCAGCCCCACCAUCCCCUGCAUUCCCGGCACCGCCAUCGCUCCAUGGCUUGCCCUCACACUCCAAACUUCCAAUCGCCUCUCUGCUCGACGUAAGACCAGAACAAUCCACAAAGGAUACGGCAUCUUAGUGUCUCCUGUACGGCUUUCAGGUGGACCAAGAGUUGUCGGGUAUAGCUGCGCCUGUCGACCCCACGCUUUCCCACUCCCACUACUCCCGUCACAGCACUCCCGCGGGCCGUCGGGCGUCCCUCCCAGCCAGCCGCAGACCAGCAGUCGCCAAAGUGCCCCUGCCACCAGCAGGGCCCAGCAAUCUCAUCCCAUCAGCAGCCGCCCGCCGAUCGGUCACUCCAUCUGCUGCUGCAUCCAAGAGAGCCAUUCCUCCGGCAGCAGCCAAGGCCAAAGGGGCAGCGGGGAAGGCCACGGCGGCCGCUCGAUCCAAAUCUGUCGGUCCAGCUGCGCGGCGAGCUGCGUUGAGGGCGGGAGGGAUGCGGCCGGCUUUGCCGAGGGACAUUCCGGUGCAGGUGCUGGUGCCUCCAGUGCGGCAGAUGGGGCCAUCCGUAGAGGCGCCAUCCCACCAAGACGAACGAGCGGAGAGUGCCGAAGCGGCUGGAGCAGAGCGAGAGGAUUACCUGGCAGCAGAUCAGCCUGUUGCUGCCCUCCCCCCUUCUGCGGCGAGUGUGAUCGAGGCGCAUCCCCUCGUCCCACCAAUUGUCGUCGGCUCGGGCACCACGAACAUCAGCGGCGCAACACAAGCCAGCGCCACCCAGACGACCGGCGCCAACACGCCCCAGGCCGCCGCCCCGUCUCUGCCACCAGUCCCUCACGGCCAGCCUUGCCCUGUAGCUCUUGCAGUGGAUCGGUCCGCAAGUCCCCCACCCCUUUUGUUUCAGCGAGUGGACACCUACACCCAGCCGCGGAUGGAGGUGAGGCUCACGCCACGAGGGCCGCCCAGAGAGAAUGACGAGGGGAACGGGAGGGAGGGUGGGUCGGCUCGCGACCUUGCGCGUGAGAUGCCCGACUCAGGGGGAUCUCCGCUGUCUGAGCGGCGGGCCAUGCGGAAGAGGGAGAUGGCCAUGGCGGCAGCACAGAGGGCUGCUGGUGGGGAGCUGAGUGAGGCGGGAGGGAAGGACAAUGGCGAGGCGUAUCGCACCAGAGAUGUCGAGGACAUGGCGCUCUGAUGCAUGCUCGUGACUGAUGAAUCAAUGCGUG